GGCCCCCUCCCUCAUCAAAGUUUUUAGUAGGUUAUGUUGUGAUUCCAGUAAAACGUUCUGUGAGUAAAACCAGUUCUGCACACUGAUAGCAGCAAAUAUACUGAUAAUUUGUUUUAAUUCUCAAUUUAUCCCUGACUUCUUCCAACAUUUUAUCGUGGUGCUCUUGUGCUGGAAGUGUUUUCUCAUUUCAAUUGGCUCAAGCAAUCAAUUCCGAAGGGGCAUAUAAUAAGUUUCUUAGAAAUAUUCAACCCCCUUCAUUUUAAGGGUCAGCUUCUCUAAAUCACUUUAAAUCACAUCAUUCCACUUUGGUUCCAGAGGACUUCUACCAUACUAAAGCACCAUGAACAUCCGUUGCGCCAGACCAGAAGAUUUAAUGAAUAUGCAACACUGUAAUCUGCUUUGUUUACCUGAAAACUAUCAAAUGAAAUAUUAUUUUUACCAUGGUCUAUCUUGGCCACAACUCAGUUACGUGGCUGAAAAUGAACAAGGUCAAAUCGUGGGGUAUGUACUGGCCAAAAUGGAAGAAGAUUCAAACGACAACCCUCACGGUCAUAUAACAUCCUUAGCUGUGAAAAGAUCACAUCGGCGAUUAGGAUUAGCUCAGAAAUUAAUGGAUCAAGCAGCCAGAGCCAUGGUAGAAUGUUUUCACGCCAAAUACGUCUCUCUACACGUUCGUAAGAGCAACCGCGCUGCUCUCAACUUAUACUCCAACACUCUGAAAUUCUCUAUAUCUGAGGUGGAGCCCAAAUACUAUGCUGAUGGUGAAGAUGCCUAUGCAAUGAAAAGAGACCUUAAAAUCUUCCAACAAAGCUCUAGCUGUUCUGAAACGUCUAAAAACGCUAUCAAAUCAGGAGAUAAAUCUUGUGAAAAAGGAGACAAAUCAGGUGAUAAGUCUUCAGAGAAAUCGGACAAACCUCCUGGCAAGUCAGGUGACAAGUCCUCUGAAAAGUCUUCAGAUAAAGCCUCAGAAAAAUCUGUCGAUAAACUAUCUGAUAAAAUGACAGAUUUAUCUCUAGAAAAGUCUUCUGACAAAAGUUCUGAGAAAUCUGGAGAUAAGCUUGCCAAUGGUCAAUCCGGCAAACAUAACAAAACAAAGUAAGAGUUGAAUCAAUCAUUGAGACAUUGUGCUUGAACUCUCGAUGAUUUCCAGUCUCCUCUGACAUGAUUGGAAAAAUUCUUCAUCAGCUGUGUAUUUUUUAUUUGACCUUUUUGAGUUGUGAAAUUGUAUAAACUUCCUUUUUUGAAUGUGUAGCAUCUUGGAAAAAAAAAAAAAAAAUGAAAAUAAAUACAACCUUGAAACAUUC
Messenger RNA from Bemisia tabaci, 1304 nucleotides. It is a transcript of the gene vnc, whose product is annotated as GNAT family N-acetyltransferase vnc. Gene Ontology annotation, cellular component: NatA complex. Gene Ontology annotation, biological process: N-terminal protein amino acid acetylation. Gene Ontology annotation, molecular function: protein-N-terminal-glutamate acetyltransferase activity; protein N-terminal-serine acetyltransferase activity. NCBI's taxonomy places the organism in Eukaryota, Metazoa, Arthropoda, Insecta, Hemiptera, Aleyrodidae. The record is from RefSeq and is a predicted model, not a curated record.